Lottia gigantea (owl limpet) is the source of this 1145-nucleotide messenger RNA. RefSeq lists its product as hypothetical. Gene Ontology annotation, molecular function: uniporter activity; calcium channel activity. Gene Ontology annotation, cellular component: mitochondrial inner membrane; uniplex complex. The annotation marks the transcript as partial. NCBI's taxonomy places the organism in Eukaryota, Metazoa, Mollusca, Gastropoda, Lottiidae. Gene Ontology annotation, biological process: mitochondrial calcium ion homeostasis; calcium import into the mitochondrion. The transcript is spliced from 7 exons. The record is from RefSeq and is a predicted model, not a curated record.
AAUGGCGUCUGCUACAGUUGGGUUAUUGCUUCGGCGGCAAAUUUUCGGUAAUCAAUUCUUGGGAAAGAAACUUUAUGAACCAUUUAACCAAUUAAAGGCAACAGUAAUCCGACUCAACAAAUUUCCUUCAAACCAUUCAUAUUCAACACAAGUUCAACAAUUUAAAGAUGUGACAGUUAGUUUAAGGAAUGGCCUUCCUGUUGUUUCUGUGCCUUUACCAUCUCGUCAAGAAAAAUGUGAAUUCACCCUAAAGCCUAUAACUCACACUGUUGGAGAUUUCCUGAAUUUUAUUCAACAAGAAGAUGGUGGUAUUGACAGAUCUGCAAUAUACACAUCAGAUGGGAACAGGAUUGGCAAAUCUACAACUGUUGAUAUUCUUAUGAAGAAUAAUUUUACUUUAUCCAUCAACGAUAAAAAAUAUCAAGUUAACCCUCCUGAGCUCUUUAAAAAUAAACAAAAAGAUGUUGAAUUAAUUGCUGAUGUUAAAACGUUAGUUACUCAACUGUAUUCUGCAUUAGAUAUAGAACAGUAUCAAUUACAAAAAGAUAAAAAAUUAGUAGCCAAACUAGAAGAUCUGAAACAACAAUUAGAACCAUUAGAAAAAAAAAAAGGUGAAUUAGUACAACAAAGUAAUAAGUAUACCAACUUCGUAGCCUGGAUAGGAUGCGGUGCAAUAACAAUAACAGGUGCUUUCUUAGCUAGAUUAACAUGGUGGGAUUAUUCCUGGGAUAUCAUGGAACCUAUUACACAUUUUGUUACAUAUGGUGCUACUAUUGCCAUGUUUUUUUACUUUGUUUUAUGUAAACAUGAAUAUCAUUACGUUGAAGUGAAAGACAGACAGUUUUUGUUAAAGUUCUAUAAAGAAGCCCAGAAAAAGAAUUUUGAUAUAAAAAAAUAUAAUGAUUUAAAAGAUAAUAUAGCACUAAUUGAAUCAGAUAUACAACGUUUACGUGAUCCUUUACAGUUACACCUUCCAGUACAAAAAUUAAAGAAGAUUUAAUUCUAAUCUAUAAAGUAUUGUAAUUGUAAAGAAAAUUACAGAAAACAUAAAUUUGUUUGUUCAAUUUGAAGUUCAAUUGUUAUAAAUUAUAGGUAAUUGUUAAAUUAAAAUGCACAAUUUAUAUUAUAAAAGAGUUUAAAGAUUU